Oryza brachyantha (malo sina) is the source of this 1267-nucleotide messenger RNA. Its product is annotated as peroxidase 12-like. Lineage: Eukaryota; Viridiplantae; Streptophyta; Magnoliopsida; Poales; Poaceae. The transcript has 3 exons. The record is from RefSeq and is a predicted model, not a curated record. The coding region runs from base 130 to 1176 and encodes 348 amino acids. Gene Ontology annotation, biological process: hydrogen peroxide catabolic process; response to oxidative stress. Gene Ontology annotation, molecular function: heme binding; peroxidase activity.
AAUAUAUAUAGGGCAUGGAUGGAGGGAGGGAUGAAGCAGAUCGAUCGAGGUCGAGCUUGACUGACCAUUGUUAGCUAGCUAGGCACAGUAGGUACAGUGAUCUUCAACUCCAGCAGCAGGGGGAGGACGAUGGCGACCAAGGUGGCCAUGGCUGUGCUCCUCGUGUCUGCAGCUCUCUGCGCCGUCCGUUCGGCGGGCGUGGUCACCACCGGCGAGCCCGUGGUGGCCGGCCUCUCCUGGGGGUUCUACGACACGCUGUGCCCGCCGGUGGAGGGCAUCGUGCGGUGGCACGUCGCGGAGGCCCUCCGGCGUGACAUCGGCAUCGCCGCCGGCCUCGUCCGCAUCUUCUUCCACGACUGCUUCCCGCAGGGGUGCGACGCGUCGGUGCUCCUGACGGGGGCCCAGAGCGAGCAGAACGAGAUACCCAACCAGACGCUGCGGCCGUCGGCGCUGAAGCUCAUCGACGACAUCCGCGCCGCCGUGCACGCCGCCUGCGGCCCCAAGGUGUCCUGCGCCGACAUCACCACGCUCGCCACGCGUGACGCCGUCGUCGCCUCCGGCGGGCCCUACUUCGACGUGCCGCUGGGGCGGCGCGACGGGACAGCGCCGGCGUCGAGCGACAAGGUGGGGCUCCUGCCGGCGCCCUUCUUCACGGUGCCGGAGCUGAUAAAGUCGUUCAAGGACCGGAAGCUGGACAAGACGGACCUGGUGGCGCUGUCGGGGGCGCACACCAUCGGCCAAGGCCACUGCCCCUCCUUCAGCGACCGCUUCGACGGGUCCAAGCCGGUGAUGGAGCCGAAGCUGCUGCAGAAGCUGCAGGCCAAGUGCGCCAAGGACACGCCGCCGGGGACGGUGGCGCAGGAGCUGGACGUCAGGACGCCCAACGUCUUCGACAACAAGUACUACUUCGACCUCAUCGCCAGGCAGGGGCUGUUCAAGUCCGACCAGGGCCUCAUCGACGACGGCGACACCAACCGCACCGCCAUCCGCUUCUCCCUCAACCAGCCCGCCUUCUUCGACCAGUUCGCCCGCUCCAUGGUCAAGAUGAGCCAGAUGGACGUCCUCACCGGCAACGCCGGCGAGAUCCGCGCCAACUGCGCCCGGCCCAACGCCCGCUCCUCCGCCGACAUCCUCACCGCCGCCGGCGACGACCAAGGCUUCGCCGCCGACGCGUAGCUAGCUUAAUUGUCUCUGUGCUUAGUUGUUGUGUGUGCUAAUAAGAAAGCUCAGAUGCAAUCGAUGUUUUUGCUGCUUCAUAAAAAGCUCA